This is a messenger RNA of Camelina sativa (false flax), 855 nucleotides long. RefSeq lists its product as uncharacterized. The record is from RefSeq and is a predicted model, not a curated record. Gene Ontology annotation, biological process: regulation of gene expression. NCBI's taxonomy places the organism in Eukaryota, Viridiplantae, Streptophyta, Magnoliopsida, Brassicales, Brassicaceae. Gene Ontology annotation, molecular function: RNA nuclease activity. Gene Ontology annotation, cellular component: peroxisome.
GAGAAGAAAAAAAAACACAACAAUCCAAAUCAGAAAGUGUAUUAGUGAUCUCUAAAUUUGUCCGAAGCCAUGUAUCAACAACCCUCCAAGACAUACCAAGCGGCGACGACGACAGUGUUUUGGGACAUUGAUGAUCGCCCGAAACCAGAUGAUAUCCAAUUUGAUGAUAUCCCUGCACACUUUAGGCAGACCUUGGGGAACCUUAUGCGUUUACGGGGUACAAUCUCUAUCAAUGCUUAUGGUGAUGCACAAAGGAUCAUGGGUGGCCGAAAACGUCCAAACGGAAUCAACUUCAAUCAAGUACGCUCAGGAGAUAAAGAUGGGAGACUUCAAAAGAUUUUGGUGGAUUCUCUAUUUUGGGUGAUUGAUCAUCCUGAACCAUCAAAUUUGGUGCUUAUUGUGGGAACUAUCUCAGAAGACUCGGAUUUUGUCAAGGCUCUCUCGUCUUUGAGAGGGAAAGACUGUCAUGUUUUUUCACAGAAAGCUGAAAAGCAAGGAGUUCUACUUUCACCUAACGCUUGGACCAACGUUAACGUUCUUGGAAGAGAUGGAUACAUGGCUAAUAACUUUCUCGUUUGCGGUGGAGUACUGAUAUAUCAUGGUUUUUUAGAUUUUUAACCAUGAUACAAGUGUGCUUUUUUGAGUAUUUUCAUUUGUUUCUAGGAUUGUUUUUGAGUCUUUACAGGUUAUUUAGGAAUUUGGCACGGAAGGAGCAAAGUGGAGCUAUUUGGAUGACUUUAGAGCAUUUUACGGAAGGAAAAGAACUUGGACUCGGAUCAGAGUAGCAGUGUUGACCGGCACCGAAGGAGCAUCGGUCGACACCUAUGUUUAUCCGACGAGAGAAAGAAGAAAUUG